Lichtheimia ornata is the source of this 750-nucleotide messenger RNA. RefSeq lists its product as uncharacterized. Lineage: Eukaryota; Fungi; Mucoromycota; Mucoromycetes; Mucorales; Lichtheimiaceae. Gene Ontology annotation, cellular component: nucleus; cytoplasm. Bases 1 to 750 code for a protein of 249 amino acids. The record is from RefSeq and is a predicted model, not a curated record. Gene Ontology annotation, molecular function: RNA binding. The transcript is spliced from 5 exons.
AUGUCCGCCUUCUCUAAUAACAUUUUCGACCUCCUGAACGAGGAUGGCGACAUCCCUAAGCCUGUUGCUCCCCCCAAGGAGCAAAAGAAGGCUGAAGAGCCCAAGGCCGAGAAGCGCAACACCAAGGCCAAUGGCGCUGGUCCCCGUGAGAAGCGUCGUGGUGGUCGCCAAAACGGUCGUCCCCAACGUGGUCGUCAAUUUGACCGCCACAGCGGUACCGGUAUUGCUGAUUCCGAAAAGAAGGAAAAGCAAGGUUGGGGUCAUCCCGAGACUGCUGAGGCUGAAGCUGCCAAGGACAGCUUGUCCCCCAAGGACCCUGCUGCUGAAGAAGCCGCUGCUGCUGAGGCUGCUGAAGCUGAGGAAAAGGUCAAGACUCUUGAGGAAUACCUUGCCGAAAAGGCCAACAAGUCUUUGAAGGUUGCUCUUCCUGAAGCCCGUAAGGCUAACGAGGGCUCUGAUGACAAGAAGUGGGAAAACGCUGUUGCCUUUGUCAAGGAGGAUGAGCCUGAGUACUUUGCUACUAACAAGGACUCCAAGCCCAAGAAGUCUGCCGAGAAGCCUCGCAAGGAGAAGGUUGUUGUUGAAAUUGAGCAACGCUUCGUUGAAAAGCCCCGUGGUGGUUUCCGUGGUGAACGCCGUGGUGGUGAUCGUCGUGGCCGUGGUAACGGUCGUCGUGGUGCCAAGAACAAUGGCCCUGCUGUCAACAUCCAAGAUGCUGCUGCUUUCCCAUCCCUUGGUGCUUCCGCUUAA